CCGGUCACAUGGAAGACUCUCAUGAUGCGACUGGCUGGGGUGUGAAGGGGGGCGGGGCCGAAGCCCCUGUGAGGUUCCGUGCCCCUGGUCCAGCCGCUUGUUUGGCUGCUGCCGUCACCUCAUGGCGACUCGGGUUGAGGAGGCAGCGCGGGGAAGAGGCGGCGGUACUGAGGAGGCUACUGAGGGCGGACGGGGCGGACGGCGACGCAGUCCCAGGCAGAAGUUUGAAAUUGGUACAAUGGAAGAACCUGGAAUUUGUGGGUUAGAAGUGAAAGCUGACAUGUUGUGCAACUCUCAAGCAAAUGAUAUUCUUCAACAUCAAGACUCCAGUUGUGGUGGCACAACUAAGAAGCAUUCACUGGAAGGGGAUGAAGGCAGUGACUUUAUAACAAAGAAUAGGAAUUUGGUGAGUUCAGCAUUCCGUGCACAGGAGUCAAGAGAAGAAAUUCCUGGACAAGAAGCUCGAACAGGUCCUCCUGAUGGCCAGCAAGAUUCAGAGUGCAGCAGGAACAAAGAGAAAACCUUAGGAAAAGAAGUUUUAUUGCUGAUGCAAGCGCUAAACACCCUUUCCACCCCAGAGGAGAAGCUGGCAGCUCUCUGUAAGAAAUAUGCUGAUCUUCUGGAGGAGAGCAGGAAUGUUCAGAAACAAAUGAAGAUUCUGCAGAAGAAGCAAGCCCAGAUUGUGAAAGAGAAAGUUCACCUGCAGAGUGAACACAGCAAGGCCAUCUUGGCAAGAAGCAAACUGGAGUCUCUUUGCAGGGAACUUCAGCGUCACAAUAAGACCUUAAAGGAGGAAAAUAUGCAGCAGGCACGAGAGGAAGAAGAACGACGUAAAGAAGCAACAGCACAUUUCCAGAUUACUCUAAAUGAAAUCCAAGCCCAAUUGGAACAACAUGACAUACAUAAUGCCAAACUCCGCCAGGAGAACAUCGAACUGGGAGAGAAGCUGAAGAAGCUCAUUGAGCAGUAUGCACUGAGGGAAGAGCACAUUGAUAAAGUAUUCAAGCACAAGGAAUUGCAACAACAACUUGUGGAUGCCAAACUUCAGCAAACAACACAGCUGAUAAAAGAAGCUGAUGAAAAACAUCAGAGAGAGAGAGAGUUUUUACUAAAAGAAGCAACAGAAUCCAGGCACAAAUAUGAACAAAUGAAACAGCAAGAAGUACAACUAAAACAGCAGCUUUCUCUUUAUAUGGAUAAGUUUGAAGAAUUCCAGACUACUAUGGCAAAAAGCAAUGAACUUUUUACAACCUUCAGGCAGGAGAUGGAAAAGAUGACAAAGAAAAUUAAAAAACUGGAAAAAGAGACAAUGAUAUGGCGCACCAAAUGGGAAAAUAAUAAUAAAGCACUUCUGCAGAUGGCUGAAGAGAAAACUGUCCGUGAUAAAGAGUACAAGGCCUUUCAAAUAAAACUGGAACGGUUAGAGAAGCUGUGCAGGGCUCUUCAGACAGAGAGAAAUGAGCUCAACGAGAAGGUGGAAGUCCUGAAAGAGCAGGUCUCUAUCAAAGCAACAGAUGGGGACUUGGUGUCACCUGCGAUGCAGCCCUGUGCUGCCCUGGAUUCGUUCAAGGAGACGAACGCUUCAAGAAGAGCCCUGGGAAUGCACUUGGAGUCUAGGGCCAAAGCCAAGUCAGUGAGUGAGAGAAGAAGUGCCACACAAAAGCCCUCAUCUUCAGGUUCUGCGAAAGGCAUUGAGUCAGUUGACUAGGGUGAAAUGUGAUCACUGUAUUGAGAGAUAUAUUUUGUGUAUAAAUUCCUCUGUUAGUAGUAACUAUUGGUUUUGUGGUGAAAUUUUUCUUACUUUUUCUACCAUAUCUGUAUUUUCUUAGAACUACUGGACUUAUGUGGUACAGGAGGCUGCUUAGCAGUUUGAAAUAGUUUUAAUCUAUAAAUUUCCUUAAACUAUGUUGCACAUCUGCCUCAUUUUCCCCCCUUUGUUGGCGUGCAUGUCUUCAUUGCUUUGUCCUUUCUGCUCCUUGCACCUAAUUUUCCUAAUUAAAGUAUCAUUCAAGACAGGGCCAUUUGAGGAACUAUGUUCUCAGGAUAGUUCCUUGAUGUGAAAACAAUUUAAAUUAAAACAUCCUGGCCCAUUAAUGUUAGUCAAAGGAAAAUACCAAGAUGAUUACCUUUGCUUAAUAGCCUAUUUAAAUAAAGGGGGAUGGGGGACAGGUCAGAAACAAGCUUAGCAUUUUUCAUUCAAAUUAGCUUUUCUUGAUUUACUUGAGAAAUUGAGAUGACAACCUUGAAGUUCUGGUGGAACAUAUAUAAAUGUUACUUGUGAACAAAAUUGGAUGAACGGGCUUAAUGUUUCUGCAACUAAAAAUAAGUCAUACUGUGCUGGUUUUGGGAUACAAUGUACCACAUGUGAAAUUAAUCUGGACUACCUGAUGAUCACUGUAGUGGAUGGUGGUGGUUUAUGUACAUAUUCUCCACUUCACAGAAAAAGCUGAUUAUUCUUUGAAAACUGCUCUUCCUUGCAGUACUUUGUGAGUUUAGAACAAGAAUAAAUUCAUAUGGAGCUUGUAUUAGGCAAAAGCUUUUUUUCACCCCCUACAUUUUGGCUAUAUGAAAAUUGGUUGUUCAUUUGCUCUAAGACUCUCACCAGGGGCUAUGGAUGUGCUCAGUGGUAAGCACUUGCCUAUCAUAAGAGGCCCUGGGUUUACAAGUUCCAUCAGCAAAGAACGCUAGUUAUUUUGUUUCCUGAAAGAGAAUUUAAAUUACGGAUCAGCACUAACUGAAACAUUUAAUUUCCAAAGUAAAAACACUGGAAACAGCAUUUUUUCUAUCUUGGGAAGACUUGGCAGAUUGUUUACAUAGUCAAGAAGACCUCUAACUUAUGCUUUCUGGUCCAUUUCUCCUUUCUUUGAUGCUGUCACUUAAAACAAGAUAAAACAAACCAGUAUUAACGUUUCUACACUUUAAAUUGGGGAAUUUCAAAACAUGUCUUAGUUCUUUUUGUUUUCUCAGUGUUGAAUGUGGCUCAGCCAUGCAAACUACUAGAAGGUCUUUAUUGUCUUGGUACAAUUUGCAUGGAAAUUCUAUAAACCACAUUCUAUUGAGCAAAACUAUCAGACUAAAUUGCUUACUGGACUAAAUAAACUCCAUUUCUCUGUGCUACAAGUUUUAUUUGUAAACUCCUGUCACAUUCAUGGUCUGAACUGGGUUCAAAGAACUGAAAAUUGUUCAAAAGAUAGAAAAAAGUCCCUGGAGUAGAGUAUUAUAUCUUUCUAAACUUUCACCAUUGGUCAUGUUAAUCAAGGGGUCAGACAGUGGAGGAAAAGAAAUUUUUAAAGUAGAUUGUAAUCUUAUUACUGUCCAAGUGUGUCAGAAACAAAAACAAUACCUUCCAAUAGCCUCUUAUAAAUACUCUCCCACCUUCAGCUACUAGAAAAUACUGGAUCAUUUCCCAUGAAGGUACAUCAGAAAUAUAAUCUACUUGGAAAUUAUUACUAAUGAUCACAUUUCAUAAGUCUGCUGGAUACACAGCUCUUAACAUUUUAUUAAGCCAUGUGUGUAGCUUGCCACAUUUUUUGUGGUGCUCGUCCUGUGUGGAAGACUGUAAAUCUUGGACCUGUUGCAUAUUUUCAAGGGCUUCAUAAAGCAAUGUGAUUAACAGUCCUGGCCUGCUGCUUUUGGCUUACAUGCAUUUUUAGCUAGAUGUUUGGAGGAUAGGGAUUCUGUCUGAGAUGCAUUCAGAAUCUUUCCUCCCAUUACCCUGUGAAUACAAAUGGGACCUCAGAGAAGGAUACCCUCCCCUAAAGUGAUCACCUCACCAGCCCAGUGUUGUGGCUUUGUAGCACGCCCUGUAUCUACCAUAUUAUAGAACACUGUAAUGCUACUAGGCUGGCUCAGAAAAGGUUUAAAUGUUGAAUUCACUUACUGCAUUUGGUGCACUACCAUGCGAUCUUGAUGUAUAUUUAUAGUGGCAGUAGACCCCAAAAAUGUAGCGAAAACUUGGGUCUUGAAUAUCAGGCCAUUUCAUCCUCAGACUUGUAGAAGUACAUUUCCUGGUCUUGAGACCAGUAUUUUUUAGUUAUGUAUGCAACUGCCUUUAUUACACACCUGGUUAUCACAAUUCAAUUCUCAGGUGUUGCAGAAAAAUCUACCUCUUUCAGACUGUAGAUGGAAAUAACUGUGAAAAAAUGAUGCAGAUAUCUUCUAGUUUGUGCUAAACACACUGCUUUAUUUUUACAGCCCACGUCUUUCAUGAGGAUAUGAAUUGUUAAGAGGCAGUCUUGUUUUGCUUUUCAAAGACAUUUUGUAGAGAUUUUUCACUAACGUGAAUCUGAUUUUAUCUACUCGAUUCUGUAUAGAUACAUAUUAAGUAAAUAUGUAUGAUGAA
Molecule: messenger RNA, 4342 nt
Organism: Peromyscus californicus insignis
Lineage: Eukaryota; Metazoa; Chordata; Mammalia; Rodentia; Cricetidae
Gene: Txlng
Product: taxilin gamma
Exons: 10
Coding region: 122-1708 (528 amino acids)
Biological process (GO): regulation of cell cycle
Molecular function (GO): syntaxin binding
Source: RefSeq, a predicted model, not a curated record